This is a messenger RNA of Radiomyces spectabilis, 385 nucleotides long. RefSeq lists its product as uncharacterized. The record is from RefSeq and is a predicted model, not a curated record. Bases 11 to 385 code for a protein of 124 amino acids. The transcript is spliced from 4 exons. NCBI's taxonomy places the organism in Eukaryota, Fungi, Mucoromycota, Mucoromycetes, Mucorales, Radiomycetaceae.
ACCUUACGCAAUGCCUGCUUCACGCCACACGAAAAAAAGCAAACGACUUCUGCUUCUCCAUCUUCCUUCUCUCGCGCCAAGUUCAAGAAUAGCGCAAAGCCAAUACAGCGAGGGGCGUGCCCCUACAACCGCCCUCCCUGCAAGGCCAAAGACCUCCCCUGCCACUCUGCUGCCGAUGCAGCAGGUUGAAGGAGGGGAAAAGCUUUCCGCUGGCAGCAGCAAUGAAAACAACACCGGCUGCGUCAGCCAGCAAGAUCAAGGUGCUGAAGGACUGGCGUACCUGAUCAGCGUUGGUUCUUUCAAGGAAUACGACACUGUGGAGGAUGCUCAGGACCAGUUUGUCGCCAUAGCCAUUAAUGCCAAUGUAUCGCCAAGCGCGCGUUGA